AUGAAAAUUGAUGUCAUCAACAUUGCGUUGAAAUGGAUUUAUGAACGUCGUCUAAACGAUCGGAAAGCGUCGAAUAUUCUCUGUGGACUGACGUUCGGAUCCAUGACCUACGCUGAGCUGGUGCAUUUUCGAAGUUCAUUGAUUCAGACGGUCAUUCCGGUUACGGUAGGACGAUGUGUGAGAUUGAAGAAGGGUGAAAAUGAUUCGCUGGACAUAGUCUGCACCCAUGCCGAACACUCUAUCCACACUCCCAACCCCGCUGCCACAUCCAUCUCCUCAUUCCCAUUGAAUGAUGCCACGUCACUGGGCGUCGCCACGAUUCCAACAGCGGCUACGUUGCAAUCUGAAAAUUUUGACGAUUGCAACACGGCCAUGUCAUUUACGGCGGACGACUUGAGACGUUUGGGAUUUGCGAAAAUGCCGUUGACUCGACAAAAACAACAGGACGAAAAGUGA
This is a messenger RNA of Caenorhabditis briggsae, 456 nucleotides long. Bases 1 to 456 code for a protein of 151 amino acids. The record is from RefSeq and is a predicted model, not a curated record. The transcript is spliced from 4 exons. Lineage: Eukaryota; Metazoa; Nematoda; Chromadorea; Rhabditida; Rhabditidae.